GUUCCUUCCGGGUGCUGCAACUGCCCGCACCGCCUGCCUACAGGGGACCACCCACCACUAAUAAGGGGCUGCAGCUGCACGCCGCGAGCGGGUUUUCAGGGGUCUUAAAGCUCCGCAAGGCCGUCUCCGCCUGCCUGCCUGCCUGCCUCCUCCUCCGGCUUCGACUUAUACAAAUAAGCAACUCAGAACAUUUUAAACUUCAAUAAUAAACUCAACUCCCACAUAAAUACUUAGAUCGCUACAAAACAGGAAGAGCAAAAGACAGAACCAGAAAAGAGAAAUGGAAACAAUCGACCCGGCCACAGGCCGCCCCCUGCCCGACGACGCCCUGCAGCGGGUCCUCUUCGUCGCGGGGCAAGUGCACGUCUACAACAUCCCGCCCAUGGUGCCGGGCAAGGGCCACGUGGCCGCGAGCUGGACAUCCGACGCCUCGCGGCAGAUCUUCACCGCGCGCCUGCGCGUCGUCGAGACCGCCUUCACCAUCUCCGCCACCGGCCCAGAAGAGGAGAAGGAACUCGUGAAAGCGGACGUCGUGCUCGAGGACCCGAGCACCGGCGGUUUGUUCGCCGCCGCGCCGUAUACGGGACCUGCUGUCGUUGAGUCAGUGUCUGAUAGCUCCCGGUUCUUUGCGCUGCGUGUGCAGGACGAGGCGGGUCGGAAGGCGACGUUGGGGAUUGGGUUUGAGGAGAGGAGUGAGGCGUUUGAUUUUGGUGUUGCGCUACAAGAGGCUCAGAAGUCGGUGGGAUGGGGUGGAAGCCAGAAUGCGGGAAAGAAACAGGCGGCGGCAGAGAAACAAGAUAACGCAGCUGAGAAGCGCGAUCUUAGUUUGAAGGAGGGUGAGACGAUCACGAUUAACCUACCCGGGAGAUUUGGGAGGAGAAAACCAGAGCCCCCUCCUCAGUCUAAUGAGGGUCUUUCGUCGUUCUCAUUACCUCCACCACCUUCUUUUUCUGCUUCACCAGGACCUGGUGGUGUGGGUAUACUUCCACCACCACCACCAACUACAAAUACCAACAGCAGAGCAAAACGAUUGUCCGCUCAAAACCUGGGUUUCGAUGAUGGCAAAUUUGGGGAGUUUGCAUGAGUAGCUUUGAUCAUCUGGAUGGUCUCUGAGUAACGACCUGCUGCUGGAAUAGACUAUGAUGGAAUGGUAUAUACGACAUUGUCACUAAUGGUGCUACUCUUGAGAUAAAUCAAAUUCAUACUAUGAACAACCUGAUGAAAAAAGGGGUACCUCCUUAACCUAACGCCGUCCUAACGCCUUAAUAUUUUCCC
Molecule: messenger RNA, 1275 nt
Organism: Hypoxylon trugodes
Lineage: Eukaryota; Fungi; Ascomycota; Sordariomycetes; Xylariales; Hypoxylaceae
Product: DUF1681-domain-containing protein
Exons: 1
Coding region: 281-1084 (267 amino acids)
Biological process (GO): endocytosis
Cellular component (GO): membrane; clathrin vesicle coat
Source: RefSeq, a predicted model, not a curated record